Molecule: messenger RNA, 210 nt
Organism: Capsella rubella
Lineage: Eukaryota; Viridiplantae; Streptophyta; Magnoliopsida; Brassicales; Brassicaceae
Exons: 2
Coding region: 1-204 (67 amino acids)
Source: RefSeq, a predicted model, not a curated record
AUGUGUAAACUCUUCGUUUGCUUACUAACUUUGAGCUUUCUCUUGCUCUCUGGACUAUCAAACACAGCAUUGGCUCGAGUACAAUAUGAAUCUUCAAAUCCAAAAAUAGGAAACAGGGUUUGGGAUCAGAAGAAGAUCUUCAACUCUAUGAAGGUUCGUGUACGUCCCAGUGCAUCAUCUCGUGGACCUGGCCAAACCAAUUAGUUCUGG